AUGGCAGACAUGCAACACAAGCCGACGGAGAACGAGGCUUCGUCAUCCACGGGCCAGAAACGCAAAGCGCAAGACGCGACCUCGAGCACCAUCCAGUUCACAUCGCGCAAUCCGCCCUGGACCUAUUUGAAGCUCCGACUCAUUCCCCAGCCAGACAGUACCAUCCCACAACCCCUCGAUGCCCUAUCUGCCCGCACCUACCUCUCCGCUGCGCUCUCACAAUUCCUCGGUGUCACGGGAACAGCUAUCCCAAUCGACAUCCUGAAGACCGAGCACGGGUCCGUCUCUGCUGCGAAAUUGGAAACCCCUGUGGCUGCCGGGAUGAGCAAAUACGACUGUGCCUGGGUGCGUGUCCCACGUGAAGACGCGGCGGCUGUUGUCUCUGCCCUUAGCUCGUGGAUUGGCGGCAGUGGCAGCGGCACAAAUGUCGCAUGGAGAAUCUGUGCCAAGGGGAAUUAUCUGGGUGCGCUGGUUGCUGGAUCUGGAUCAGACUUGUUCGUUCCUUGA
Penicillium cinerascens is the source of this 507-nucleotide messenger RNA. RefSeq lists its product as uncharacterized. Gene Ontology annotation, biological process: nuclear-transcribed mRNA catabolic process, RNase MRP-dependent; intronic box C/D snoRNA processing; tRNA processing. Bases 1 to 507 code for a protein of 168 amino acids. Gene Ontology annotation, cellular component: ribonuclease MRP complex; nucleolar ribonuclease P complex. Gene Ontology annotation, molecular function: ribonuclease MRP activity. The transcript is spliced from 2 exons. The record is from RefSeq and is a predicted model, not a curated record. NCBI's taxonomy places the organism in Eukaryota, Fungi, Ascomycota, Eurotiomycetes, Eurotiales, Aspergillaceae.